UUCAAGCAUGGUAUAUCUUACUCUGCCCGAUUCUCUCUCUUCUCCCCUCUCUCUCUCUCUCUCUCGUGAUAGCAAUAAAGUCACCAUAGUUUCAUGGGCCAUUUCUUCAGCCAUCCCUAUUCUCAACAACACCGACGAUGGCGUCUGUCUAAUUAUCGAUCAAAGGUAAGAUUUAUUUGGGAACAAGUUAAGGGUUUUACGACUUGUUCUGUAUUGAAACAAUGCAGCUAGGACUUGUUUCGCUGUUGAGAGCCGCAUGGAUCGCUGGGACUUUGCCUAUACUCAUCGCUUUAAUACCUUCGCCUCGGCUUACUUGGUUCCACGAUUUCUUGUUGGGAUUUGCGAAGAGAGGGAAAAUCAUGCAAUCUUCUUCGUAUAAAUUCACUGUUCCUCAGAGAUUCUUCUGUCAUUUUUACAUAGUGGCUGUCGUUUGGACAACGCUCUUGGUUGUUGCAACUUUGUUUUAUGCGUAUAUAAUGGCACCGCUGGUCUCUGAACCAUUGCUUUAUUCUACCAUUACCAGUUUCUUGACUGGAGCUUCAAAUAGGUUUUUCUUGCAUAAAUAUCGUUCAACAACAGCAGAACAAAGAUACAAAAUUUGGCUUUCUGUGUUUGUUCUUUUGCUAAUGGAAGCUCAAGUCUUGCGCCGCCUUAUCGAGACUAUAUAUGUAUUUAAGUAUAGCCCAUCAGCUCGUAUGCACAUAUUUGGUUAUGUCACUGGCUUAUUUUUCUAUACAGCAGCUCCACUAUCGCUGUGCUCUACUUUUGCACCUGAGGUGUUCAAAUUUACAGAAAAUCUGGUUAUGGAGUUCGUUGUUAAAGGAAAGAAUCAGAUGCCAGUCUCUGAAUUUGAUUUUUCGGGAUUUGUUAACCAUCUCCUGAGGCUUAGAUGGUAUGCAUGGAUUGGUGCAGCUAUAUUCUUUUGGGGUUGGAUUCAUCAGCGCCGUUGUCAUGCAAUUCUUGGAUCAUUGCGAGAGAGCACAGAACAAAUUGAGGACUAUGUAAUUCCUGAGGGCGAUUGGUUUGAAUAUGUUUCAUCUCCACACUAUUUGGCUGAGAUUGUUAUAUAUGCUGGUCUUGUGGUUGCUAGUGGGGGGCUAGAUCUCACAAUCUGGUUACUUUUUGGAUUUGUGGUCACAAAUCUUGUAUUUGCAGCUGCAGAAACACACAGGUGGUAUCUUCGCAAAUUUGAUAAUUAUCCUCCCAACCGAUUUGCCAUUAUUCCAUUUGUCUAUUAAUGCCUCUGGUUACUUAUGGUUUACUGGCCAAAAAAACCCAUGCGUGCCUUGGGAUUGCGAGGAUUUCACUGAAACAUUGUCAACUUCCCUCUAUCGGGAUGAGCAUUUUUUCUUGUAGGGUGGCUUUUGUUUUCCCAAAUCUUUUUCCUUUGAUCGGGUUAUCAGGUUAAACAUCGGAGGAGUUGACGUAUAUCUUUCAAAAUAACUGCGUCCUAAUCAAUGUUAUUGGAGCUACGUUACCUGUUCAAACCAAAUUCAUGCCUUUGUAACUUCUGUAUUCUGGUGGUUAUAUAAGACAUGGUCGUCUUUAAUUGAUCCGUGUAUAUUGUAUUUUCAUAAAUUAUUAGAGUGGCGUUGAAUUACAAGGUUCUGUCCCUUGAGGUUCAGGAACAUGGUAUGGAGGCAAGAAAAGAAUGCAUAACCUAUCUUCUUCCAUCGAUAAUCCGAUGCAGUCUCUUGUCCAGUCGCCAUUCUCUCUAGUGAGGAGUAACUACUAUAGACUUGUCUGUAGAAAGAAAAGUUUGGGUUUCAAGCUUUGCUACCGUUUGGGAGGGAAAAAAUGUUGGGUGUAAUUGUUAUACCGUGUCUUCAUGUUGACUUAGUAUAAGAGUCUAAU
Molecule: messenger RNA, 1854 nt
Organism: Ilex paraguariensis (yerba mate)
Lineage: Eukaryota; Viridiplantae; Streptophyta; Magnoliopsida; Aquifoliales; Aquifoliaceae
Source: the annotation of a GenBank genome assembly